Linum tenue is the source of this 717-nucleotide messenger RNA. Lineage: Eukaryota; Viridiplantae; Streptophyta; Magnoliopsida; Malpighiales; Linaceae. The record is from the annotation of a GenBank genome assembly.
GGAAGGUAUAUUAUUUGGAUGGUCAUCUCUUCGUUUAGUUCUAUGGAGCUCAGAAAACACUACCGCUGCUGCUGCUGCUGCUUCUCUCCCAGUCCCACUGCUACUCUUUUCAUGAUGAUGAUGACGUGUCUUCUUCUUCUCCUCCUCCUCAAUUCCAACAGUACUGUAAUCGCGGCCUCCUCUUCCUCCGCUGCCGCAACAGGGCAACUGCAUCCGACGGCGGCGGCGGCGGCGGCAGAGGAGGGGGUGUACGACAUAGAUUACAGGGGACCGGAGACGCACUCUGCGGUUUUCCCUCCGCCGGGUCACUCUCAGAUUCAGGGCAGGCCUAAUUUCCUCCACCGCCGCACUACUGGCGUCGCACCGGCCGCCGCUAUCCCGGUCACCAGUCGCCGUCAGCCACCGGAUCAACACAAGUACUGAUCCGCUAUCUCCAACGUGAAGAGAACGUGAAGGAGGAGGGAUUUGCUGUGCAGAUCAAAGCAAAGGAGGCGUUUCACUCAGCAGCAGAGCAAGAAGCCAGCAUGAAUUAAUCAAAAUUUUCUGCCAGUUUCUUCUUUCUUUUUGCCCUCUUUAUUUUUGCCCUUUUGUUAUCGGAUCAUGAUAAUUAAUUAUAGUUAUUUUUUAUGUGAUAUAAUCAGUGGCGUAGCCAGGAUUUCAUUCAAGGUGGGUCCGACGUAAAAAUAAAAAUAUAUAUGAUAAAUAUAAUUAAUAUUU